Carassius carassius (crucian carp) is the source of this 1903-nucleotide messenger RNA. It is a transcript of the gene pcolce2a, whose product is annotated as procollagen C-endopeptidase enhancer 2a. Lineage: Eukaryota; Metazoa; Chordata; Actinopteri; Cypriniformes; Cyprinidae. The record is from RefSeq and is a predicted model, not a curated record. Gene Ontology annotation, molecular function: protein binding.
AUGUCAGCCGACCCGGACUCCAGCCGAUUCGCCCCUGCCCGGUGUAGACCUGUUUUUACAUUUGGGGGGAACUUCACUGGAAACACGGGACUGAUUGGGAGUCAGGGGUACACCGGUCUCUACCCGCCCAACAGCACGUGUGUGUGGAGAAUUACUUUAAAAGGUUUGGUUCCUCAAGGGAAGGUUGUCUCCAUCUUGUUCAGAGCUCUGGAUCUUGAGAAUGAUAGUUGCAGUCGCUUCUGUGGUACAGCCAAACCCAGAGCAUUGGUCACCAAUGGAAACAAGAUGCAAGUGGUCAUGGUGUCAGAUGCCAACACAGCUGGGAGUGGUUUCCUUGCUGUAUACUCAGCGAUUCGCCCAAAUGAAAGAGGCCGGGGGAUACUCCCGGGACUGCGCUCUAUUACCCCCCCCGGGGGUCUUUUAGACAAACCCUCCGGGAUGAUAGAAACCCCUAACUGGCCAGAUAAAGACUACCCAGCAGAGUGUUCCUGGCAUAUUGUUGCUCCUCAAAACCAGGUAAUAAUUCAUAAUUUCUGCAAGUUUGAUGUGGAGAGAGACCGCUACUGCCGCUAUGACCAUGUGGCUGUGUUUAAUGAUGGAGAAACGAACGAGUCACGGAAGAUCGGCAAGUUCUGUGGAGACAGCCCAACCAUGCCAAUUUAUUCUGAUGGCAAUCAUCUCUUCAUCAAGUUUCUGUCUGACUUGAGUCUAACUGCGGAUGGAUUUAUUGGUCAUUACCGCUUUAAAUCGUGGGCUCUCAGCACAGCCAGUGUCCCUCUCACUCCCAUGAGCACUAUCCCACCCACCAUACCACCCGCAGGUCAGUCUUGCAAGCAGAAAUGCAAAAGGACUGGAACAAUUGAAAGCCAUUACUGCUCUAGUAACUUUGUGAUUAUCGCCACCCUUAUCUCAGCAGCCACGAGGGACCACAGUGUCCUCGCCACCUUCUCCAUCCUGCACCUUUAUAAGGAAGGAAGUUUAGCCAUCCAACAGGCUGGGAAGACCAUGAGCACCAAAGUCACGGUCCUCUGUAAAAAAUGCCCUCUGGUCAGAAGAGGGCUUAACUACAUUGUCAUGGGACAGACAGGUGAACAGGGACGAGGUAUUGUGUCUCCUCAUAACUUUGUGAUGGCCUUCAAAACUAAGAAGCAAUGGGAUCUGGGAGUGUUGAAGAAUUUACGCUGCUAAUGUGCUCAGGUCACAUCCAUGGCUGUUCAUUUCGAUGACUUAAAUGAUUCACUUGAUGUAAAUGCUUUUGAUAACAUUCAUACUUGAAGGACUCUUUCAGUAUUUAAGAGUGGUCUGAUUUUUUUCAUAUUUCUGAGGCAUGUUUACUCCAAUAGAACAUUUAAAAAAUCUUUAGUGUUUUUUUUUAUUUUAUGUUGAUGAUCAUAUUUGACUAUGAAAGACUUUUACUAUGUUUUUAAUAUCUCUGACCACACGAACCAAUGAUCCCAUUAGAUUUAGCUCAUCUGAAGAGCUGAACUGUUGCAGAGCAUGCUAGAAACCUUAUAUAUAAAUGAAAGCACUCGCUACAACACAAACUCCUUCAUUUGCAGUAGCUGCGGGGUGGUGACAUUUAUGUUCCAGGAGAUCUGGACAUGUUGGCCUUUGAAUCUGACAUUUAUCCAAUCUAUCUAGUGUUGUAAUGAGUGAACGAAGAUUGAAGAUGACAAAAUGAAAUGUUGUCAAAAUGAAGUGCACUGCAAAAUUGGUAUUAUGUCAGCUGAGGUUACUACAAAAGGAUCCCGAGUCAUUCAAGUUAUUUGAACUCUGAAACCAUUUAAAAAUGGAAGUUUCUGGUAUUUCUGGUGAUUUAGGUAAACAUUCAUAUUAAAGAGUCUAUCUAUGGUUUAUAAUUGCAUUAUUCAAAUUAUGACAAGGAAUAUAGGAUGGAUUUGAA